AAAUUUUGACAAUCCCCACGACCGCGACGUUCUCGAUCCUCCCAUCCUCCUGAGAAUCAUCAGCAAAAUAAAAAAGAGUGAAAAAUAGGAGUGCGCACAACACAAAAAUAACGUCGUCGGAAUAUUUCAAGGGCUCUAAAACACCAAACCAUGGAGUCAGACGCCCAGUUGCAGGAUUCCAACAUGACGUCCGACCAGCAACGGGAUGAUGUUCCAAACGACAAUCCGGAAUCAUACUGUCGUCUCUGCUUCUCGGAGCAGCAAGUGGUGUCACUCUUCCCCCCAGAUGGUGGAUACAUCCGGGAGCUGACGGAGAAAAUCCGGCAUUGUGCCGGAGUGAGGAUUUCCCUUCGGGAUGACUACCCCGCGGGAAUCUGCAGCUCGUGCGUGUCAUUUCUGGAAGAGAUUCACCAGUUUCAGAAGCGGAGCAAGCAUUGUGACGAGGUCAUUCGCACUAAACGAAGCAUUCUGGAGCAGAUUCAGGUGAAGGUCGAAUUGCGGGAAGAGGAGGGCGGUACCUCGGCAAUUCGCCCUCCUCCGACAGAGACCACUUCGACGUCAGAGGAACAGGAAGACUUUACGGCCGAUGAUUGCCUCACCGAGAGCAGUAUUAUAGCAGAUGCCAUAACUAGUUUGAAUGGAAUCGGAGAGCUCAUGGGAACAUUCCAGGGAGCAGUCGACCAACAAGUUUUCCCCAAGAUGGACCCGGCAAUAGCGGCAGAGGCAAACAAAGAACACCGCUGUAUGGUUUGUAGCCAGAUUUUCCCGGAUCGUGAAUCCUGGAUGGUUCAUUUGGGAGAUCACGCUGAGGAACGGCCGCAUCAGUGCCUCGAGUGUCUGGCACAAUUCCGCGAAAAGCGAUCGCUCGCCAGGCAUCUGAAAGCCGUCCAUGAGGAAAUCAGAGAUCGAAAGUGUCCAUACUGUCCCAAAUCUUUCAAGUACAGCCAUCAUCUACGGUACCACAUCCGGACACACACCGGUGAGCGACCAUACGUUUGUGACAUUUGUCAGGACAGUUUUUCGCAACACAUCCAAUGGAAGAGACACCAAGCCAAACACCAGCAACGGCCGGAUCAACUUCAGCUACCGAAGCCGACCAUUAUGACAGAGGAUUCGCAGAUCAAGUGUGAGUUUUGCCCACGGGUCUUCUCACGGCUUCAGGACUACCGACGCCAUGCCCCGAGCCACAAUGCAGAUAAUUUGAAUCUGGACCGACUGGCGCAGCACCAGUUGGCUUCACUCCAGAAUAUGCAUCAGCGCUAGUAGUAGGGCUGUCUUAGUGGAACGAACCUUCUAUCAUAAUGUUUGGAAAUAAAUGGUUUAUCUUGUCGUCAAAACGGCUAAUUUGUUUUUAAUGGAUUUCACAGAGCAUCACUGACUGUAAUUUGAUGUAGACAUUUUUGGUUUUAGAAACUAUAUAUAGCCUGCCUGCACGUGAAAUGCUCGGAAAAUAGUAUGCAUUUUUUUCAAUACAAAUAUUGAUAAACACGAAAUUUGAAUUGAGUCUAUGUAUUUAAAGUGAAUAUUUUUGUUGCCUUGAUUG
Uranotaenia lowii is the source of this 1543-nucleotide messenger RNA. RefSeq names its product zinc finger and SCAN domain-containing protein 32-like. The coding region runs from base 151 to 1263 and encodes 370 amino acids. The transcript has 3 exons. Gene Ontology annotation, cellular component: nucleus. Lineage: Eukaryota; Metazoa; Arthropoda; Insecta; Diptera; Culicidae. The record is from RefSeq and is a predicted model, not a curated record. Gene Ontology annotation, molecular function: zinc ion binding.